Phalaenopsis equestris is the source of this 1475-nucleotide messenger RNA. RefSeq names its product putative disease resistance RPP13-like protein 1. The transcript has a single exon. The annotation marks the transcript as partial. Gene Ontology annotation, biological process: defense response to other organism. Lineage: Eukaryota; Viridiplantae; Streptophyta; Magnoliopsida; Asparagales; Orchidaceae. The record is from RefSeq and is a predicted model, not a curated record.
AGAACCUUGGUGCUCAUAAAAAAUUAACAAACAUUGCUAGUUCGAUAGUUGAAAAGCUUUCAGGCUGUCCAUUGACAGCAAAGGUCAUUGGUGGUGUUCUCAAUUCUAACUUGAAUGAGAGCUUUUGGAUGAAAAUUUUAGAAAGUAAUGUUCUAACUGUAGAAUCAGAACCGAGUCGCAAUAACAUUUUGCCUAUCUUCAUAUUGAGCUUUACAUUCCUCCCACAACCUCUACAAAAUUGUUUUACAUUUUGUGGCAUAUUCCCAGAAGAUCAUUGGUUUCAUAAAGAUGAUUUAGUCCGAAUGUGGAUUGCACUGGGUUUCAUUCAGGAAUCUUCUAUUGAAGGAGAGACUUUGGAAGAUAUUGGAGGAAGGCAUUUUGAUGUUUUGGUCAGAAAGUCUUUCUUUGAUGAGUUUCAGGGUUAUACGGGAAUAUACUAUAAGAUGCAUGAUUUAUUACAUGAUUUGGCACAGUCAAUUUCUUCAGAGGAAUGUUUCGGAUUUGUGGGAGAAGAUGGUUUAUCUUUUAAAGUUCCUAAAAAUGUUCGGCACUUAUUUGUUAAAACUGGAAAUCCAGAAGUGGUGAGAAUGAUCAAAGAUGUUAAAAAUCUACAUUCGCUUUUUUUGAGAGUCCAUGAUCUGGAUUUUAUUAAUAUACUUACUGAAAUUUUUGAAGUAUUGAGAAGGAUUCGUUUGUUGUUCAUAUACUCUCCAUAUGCCACGAUCCCUACGCAGUCUUUAUCAUUUGAAAAUUUGAGACAUCUUCGAUAUUUGAAUCUUACUGCACAUCUCACUCAUAUGCCACGGUCUCUAAGCAGUCUUUAUCAUUUGCGGUUCAUAAUCUAUAACCAGUUAUUUUGGGGAUCUUGGUCUGAAAAUUUCUUACCAUACGAUGUGGGCAAUCUUUCUAACCUGCGUCACUUGGAAUUGCACCAUAAAGUAUUUUCUAGUGUACCUGGAAUUGGGAAAUUAAGAUCACUUCAAGAACUACAUGAGUUUAAUGUUAAGAAUGAGAAUGGUUAUAGAAUUGGGGAGUUGGAACAUAUGAGCGAGUUGCGCAAAUUAAAAAUACAUUUUCUGGAAAAUGUGAAGGAUGCUAAAGAGGCUCGCAAAGCAAAAUUAUUUGAGAAGAGGAAACUCACAGAUUUAUACUUGAAUUGGGGCAAUACCGUUGAUGAACGGAAUGAGGAAUUUGGAAGCCUACGGAAGACUGUCAAUUCAGACUUAGAUGUGAAUGUGCUUGAAAAUCUUAAACCAUACAAAAAUCUAAUGAGAUUGUCCAUAGUUUCAUACAAGGGUGUAAGCUCUGCAAAAUGGAUGUACAAUGCAGAUUUGAUCUCCAAUUUGGAGUACAUCAGUCUGAACGGUUGCUCGGAGUGGGAAACUCUUCCACCUCUUGGGCAGCUUCCCCACCUCAAGUCACUGUACCUUUAUAACAUGCCACAGGCAAAGCGGCUUGAUCAUAAAUUCCAUGGG